UCUUUUAGACAAAAAAAAACUAUUUUUAUUACAAAGCUCUUCGUCCCGAUCGAUUACAGAUCUCUCUCUCUCUCUCUCUCUCUCUCGCGAAAUCUGCAGAGGGAACCUCUCUCCUUUGUCUCGACAUUGGGAUGACAUGAUUUGAUCCUCCGCCCGCUACCGCCGGCCAGCUCCAACCAGCCCUAACGCCGCCGCCCAACGGCGAUCCUCCUUGAUCAGCGGCAAUUCGUUCGCCCCUGUUUCCUCACACCCAAUAUGAGUCUCAAGGUUUUUAGGAUAAGCAGCAGGGGAGCUGCGGCACAGUUGUGAUUGCUAGGACCAUAGGGAAACAGAAGAAGUGAAAUGUGUGAGUAUUGCUAACAUAACAGAUGGCACAGAGCCAGUCGACAGAGUUUACCGGAUCUGGGGAUGAUUCAACUGUGCGCGAAGUCCACGCCAAUGGGCUGUGUAUGAAUACUACAGAAGUAGAAGCAAAACUCGAUGAGGGAAAUAUUCAAGAAGCAGAAUCUUCAUUACGAGAAGGGCUCUCGCUUAAUUUUGAGGAAGCAAGAGCUCUUCUUGGAAGGUUGGAAUACCAAAGAGGAAAUGUAGAGGGUGCUCUUCGUGUUUUUGAGGGCAUUGAUCUUCAAGCUGCUAUACAGAGACUACAGCCUGCUGUCACAGAAAAACAGCCUGCUAAGAAAAGCCGGUCGCGAACGGAAUCAAUUCAUGCAGUUUCACAGCAUGCUGCUAGCUUGGUGCUUGAAGCCAUAUACUUGAAAGCGAAGUCUCUUCAAAAGCUUGGGCGAUUGAGUGAGGCUGCCAAUGAAUGUAAAAGUGUGCUUGAUGCUGUGGAGAGGAUAUUUUAUUUGGGAAUACCAGAUGCACAGGUCGACAACAAGUUGCAGGAGACAGUUAGUCAUGCUGUGGAGCUGCUCCCAGAGCUUUGGAAGCAGGCUGGUUGCUAUCCCGAAGCAAUGGCUUCUUACAGACGCGCCCUUCUUAGUCAGUGGAAUCUUGACAAUGAGUGCUGUGCGAGGAUUCAGAAAGGAUUUGCUGUGUUUUUGCUGUACAGUGGAGUGGAGGCUGGGCCGCCGAGUUUAGCUGUUCAAGCCGAUGGUUCUUACAUCCCAAGAAAUAAUUUAGAAGAGGCCAUUCUACUUCUGAUGAUUUUAAUGAGGAAAUUUUGCCUCGGUAUCCUUAAGUGGGAUCCCUCAGUUAUGGAGCAUCUCACAUUUGCACUUUCUCUAUGUGGCCAGACUUCUGUUCUAGCUAAGCAGUUUGAAGAAAUCAUGCCCGGAGUGUAUCAUCGAAUUGAUCGCUGGAAUACUUUGGCUCUUUGUUAUAGUGCAGUUGGACAGAAUAAAGUUGCAUUAUAUCUGUUGAGGAAAUCCUUACACAAACAUGAGCGGCCAGAUGAUCUUAUGGCAUUACUAUUGGCAGCUAAAAUCUGCUCUCAGGACAACCUUCUUGCUUCUGAGGGUGUGGGUUAUGCAAAGAGGGCAAUUGAUGCUGCGCAGGGAAAGGAUGAGCAUUUGAAGGGCAUGGGUCUUCGGGUAUUGGGUCUUUGUCUCGGAAAGCAGGCCAAAGUGGCUUCUUCUGAUUUCGAGAGGUCUCAACUUCAAUCUGAGGCACUGAAAUCGUUAGAUGCUGCAUUGGCCCUGGAGCCAAACAAUUCAGACCUAAUUUUUGAGCUUGGAGUCCAGUAUGCCGAACAUCGAAAUUUGAAUACCGCCUUGCGAUUUGCCAAGAGAUUCAUUGAUGCAACUGGGGGAUCCAUACUGAAGGGCUGGAGACUACUUGCUUUGGUUUUAUCUGCUCAACAGCAAUUUUCAGAGGCUGAAGUGGUCACCGAUGCUGCUUUAGAUGAGACAGCGAAAUGGGAACAAGGGCCUUUGCUUCGAUUAAAAGCAAAGCUGAAGAUCUCCCAGUCAUCGCCACUGGAUGCUAUUGAGACUUACCGAUACCUCCUUGCUUUGGUUCAAGCCCAGAGGAAGUCUUUUGGGUUGACGCGGAAUGCUUCCCAGGCAGAGGAUGACAAAGAUAAUGAGUUCGAAGUCUGGCACGGUCUUGCAAAUUUAUAUUCUAGCCUCUCUUAUUGGAAGGAUGCUGAGAUAUGCCUGUCGAAAGCUAGAGAAUCGAAAGCAUUCUCUGCCGAAGCACUGCACACAGAAGGUAUGAUGCACGAGAGACGGGGACAGAUUGCUGAAGCUCUUGCUUCCUACAUCAAUGCUCUCUUGCUAGAACCGUCUUAUGUGCCCUGUAAGAUCUUGAUUGGAGCGGUUCUGUACAAGAUGGGGCCCUCAGCAUUGCCUGUUGCAAGAGGCUUACUUGCUGAUGCUCUGAGGUUAGAGCCCACCAACAGAAAUGCUUGGUACUACUUGGGCGUGGUCCAUAAGGAGGAUGGUCGUGUGGCUGAUGCAGCAGACUGCUUCCAGGCUGCUUCCAUGCUUGAAGAAUCUGAUCCUGUUGAAAGCUUCAGCUCUUUAUUUUAAUCGGCUUUUGCCGCUAAAGGUCCUUGAUGGAUAAGUUAUAAUGCAGCAUACACCGAAGGUGCAGUGCUCAGGAUGACAUCAGUGAUGUCUUGGUUUCUUCCAAUCCUUUCGAACUGACUGAUCAUAUUUUGCAUAACUGGAAGGAAGAGGCUGGGAGGAGUUCAUGGGAUUUUCGGAGGAGUCGCAUUUAAAGAAGAGAGAUGCAACAAGGCAAAAAUAGACAAAAGGAAGAAUUUCAAGUUGUUCAAAUCGUCUCUUUUAGGAUCAUAGGCUUCAUAGAAUGCUGCUGCAGUUUCUUGACAUUGUCCUACUCGAUUUAUUUGCCAGUCUUGCUCAGCCAAUGUAAAUCCAUGUUUGUUUCACUGGGCGGUUGGUGCUGGAGGGAGAACACUUAUUCAUUUUUUUCGGAUCUGGAGAUAUUUAUCGAUCGAUUGUAUUAAAUGUAUAUUUCUUCAUUUUUACUAUGAAAAUGCAGAGCCUACGUUAUAUCAUCUUCA
Messenger RNA from Punica granatum (pomegranate), 2971 nucleotides. NCBI's taxonomy places the organism in Eukaryota, Viridiplantae, Streptophyta, Magnoliopsida, Myrtales, Lythraceae. The record is from RefSeq and is a predicted model, not a curated record.